Messenger RNA from Meyerozyma guilliermondii ATCC 6260, 1677 nucleotides. RefSeq names its product D-arabinono-1,4-lactone oxidase (gene ALO1). Gene Ontology annotation, cellular component: mitochondrion; membrane. Bases 1 to 1677 code for a protein of 558 amino acids. The transcript has a single exon. The record is from RefSeq and is a predicted model, not a curated record. NCBI's taxonomy places the organism in Eukaryota, Fungi, Ascomycota, Pichiomycetes, Serinales, Debaryomycetaceae. Gene Ontology annotation, molecular function: FAD binding; D-arabinono-1,4-lactone oxidase activity.
AUGAUCCCUAGUACGCUUCAAGAUUUUGCUACCACCAAGGUGGUACAUCGUACGUGGGCAGGCACGUUUCAAUGCAAGCCGCAGGCCAUAUUCCAGCCAAGAAAUGAGACUGAAGUUGCUGAAUUAAUCAAGCAAGCUCGGCUCCAUGGCAAGACUAUCAUGACGGUUGGCUCUGGCCAUUCCCCUAGUGACAUGACUAUGACUUCUGAAUGGCUCUGUAACUUGGACAAGAUGGACAAAGUGUUGAAAAAAGAAGAUUUUUUGGGCCCCAAGAAGGACAAUCCUUCUGAGCAAGAAGUGAAAUUUGUGGAUUUGACAGUUGAAGCUGGUUGUAGAAUCUACCAAUUGAACGAAUAUGCCAAGAAGAACAAACUUGCCAUUCAAAAUUUGGGUUCAAUUAGUGAACAGUCUAUUGCGGGUUUGAUCUCAACGGGUACUCAUGGCUCGUCCAAGUACCAUGGUUUGGUGUGUGAACAAUUGGUGUCGAUUACCAUUAUGAACUCCGAAGGAAAGCCGAUCGAGUGUUCUUCCACCAAAAACCCCGAGCUUUUCAGAGCUUCUUUGCUUUCUCUUGGAAAGAUUGGUAUUAUUGUCAAGGUAACCUUGAGAACCAUUCCUCGCUAUACCAUCAAGUCAAAGCAGGAAGUGAUAAAUUUCUCAACCUUGAUCAAAUUGUGGGAUGAAAUCUGGUUAGAAUCUGAGUUUAUUCGUAUAUGGUGGUUCCCUUAUUCUGAAAAGUGUCUUUGCUGGAGAGCCUCAAAAUCCGAUGAACCUUUGAGUGCCCCUCGCUCUUCAUGGUAUGGUACCCCAUUUGGACGUUUCUUUUAUGAAUCUUUAUUAUUUGUCGCUGUCAAUAUUUUUCCCAGAAUAACACCAUGGGUCGAGAAGUUUGUGUUCAAAAACCAAUAUGGCUUUACCGAAACUAUUGGGCCAGGAGAUGUUGCAGUGCAAGAUUCAGUCGAUGCGCUCAAUAUGGACUGUUUGUUUUCCCAAUUUGUGAACGAGUGGUCUGCUCCUUUAUCUACCGGAGUGGACACUUUACUUGCUUUAGAUACCAAAAUUAAGGUUGCUGCAAGGGAAGGAAAGUUCUUUGUUCACGCACCAAUUGAAGUGAGAUGUUCUAAUGUAACAUAUUCUCAUGAACCGUUUGUCGAUGACGAAACGGGACAACCUUCCAACUACCCACCGAAAUCCUGGCUCGCUAAAAGAGACAGAUUUAGUGCUGGACCUACACCUGGAAACAACUUGAGACCUUACUUGGACAACUCACCUCAUGGACUACCAUAUGUUGGCAAAGAUGCAGAGUCGCCUAUAACCAACGAAAACUUGACAUUGUUCAUCAAUGCAACUAUGUAUCGACCAUUUGGCACCAGUCCGUCUACCAGAGCUUGGUACCAGGAAUUUGAAGACAUUAUGAUGACUGCUGGUGGAAAGCCUCAUUGGGCAAAGAACUUUCUUGGCUUACAAGGAAAACAUGCAACUAAGGACAAUACUCAAUAUCAAGUCCAGUAUGGUGGAAAGCCGUUUUAUACCAUGUUGGGAUUUGACCCAGUGAUGCACAAAUGGUUCGGUAAGGACUUGGAAGCUUUCAACAAGGUACGCAAGGAAAUGGAUCCUGAGGGAGUGUUUAUGAGUGGAAAGAAUUGGAUGGAAAGAAACGGACUUUUGAUUGAAUAA